ACAAUAAAAACAAGUUGAAGAGAUUCCCAAUCAUCUCCUCCACUGUAUAGGGAACACUCAUAAUUGCACCCAACAGCUCCUAAGUUAUUUACCAACUUCUUUGAUUGCUAUAGUUGCAUUGCAUCUCUUUCAUUUUCCAACUAUAUAUAAAUCCAUCAAUCUCCAUCAACUUUCACACACACACUCCAUCAACUAACCAUUGCAUGAUGAGUUCAAAUUCAUGCACAAACUCCUCAAUAAAUGGCUUCUACAACAUGCUUAACCAAGGACUCAAUGAACUCCACCAAUCCUUCCUCUCUCACAAUUUCAUGUCUUUCCAAUUCCUAUCACAAGUUAUCUCAUCUCUUCAAUCCUUCCAUUCCCAACUCACUCUUUUGGUUAGAAAACUCAGGCUUCCAGUUGGAGGAAAAUGGCUUGAUGAAUACAUGGAUGAAAGCUCUAGACUUUGGGAUGCUUCUCAUCUUCUCAAAUCAGCCAUUUCUGGAAUGGACAAUUAUUACUCUUCUGCUAUUAAUAUAGCUUCCUCUUUAGAUGGUUACCAUCACUUCACUCCUGAAUUUUCGCGUCAGGUUAUUCGUGCGAUAAAUGUUUGUCAGAGGGAGAUUUUAGGAAUGGAGGAGGAAAACAAGAGUUUAACAGAAACAAGGAUUCAACCAUUGUCACAAUGUCUAAACCAGAACAUGAAUAUAUGUAUGGAUUCAAAUUCAAAACUAAAUGGAUUCAGUGGUUUCAGAGGUGUACUUUUUGCAAUGAGGAGUGUUGGUUCAUUGCUUGUGAUGAUUCUACUUUGUGGACUUUCUUAUUGUUGGUCUUCUUCUUGCUUUCAUCAAGUAGGAGGAGGAAGUUAUCAUGAAGGACACAUGGUUUUUGGAUCUGGUUUCAUGGUUUCAAUGGCAAUAUUGCAGCAAAAAGUGGCAGAGGAAAUAGAUAACAAUGAGGGUCAUCCAGGGAUUCUGUUUUUUGAAUUUCAACAAGCUAAGAUUGCUAUGGAGGAAUUGAAAGUGAUGUUGGAGACAAUAGCAUGUUAUAAUAAUGAACAAAAUGGUGAGAUUCAAGAAAAAGUUGAGAAUGUGAAGAAUUGUUUUGAGUUGUUGAGAUGUAGUGUAGAGACUAUAACAGGACAACUUGAUGAUUUCUUUGAUGAAAUAGUUGAAGGUAGGAAGAAGCUUUUGGACAUGUGCACCAAUAGGUAGAAUCAUUUUAAAUUGCAUUCAAAAUUGUAGUUGUAAUACCAUUAGAGAGAUCUUAAAAUUCUUUAUAUCAAAACUGCAAUUGCGGUUGCAUAUGCAAUUUAAAACUAUGAACUACAAGUCUAUAAUUAAAAACAAUUGGUGUAUCUUUUCAUUUUUAUAUGUUAUAAUAAAAUUAAUGAAGCAAUGUCAU
This is a messenger RNA of Cicer arietinum (chickpea), 1383 nucleotides long. RefSeq lists its product as uncharacterized. The record is from RefSeq and is a predicted model, not a curated record. Lineage: Eukaryota; Viridiplantae; Streptophyta; Magnoliopsida; Fabales; Fabaceae.